UUAUUGUUGUUAAUUAUCUCAGAGAGAUUGCUAAAAGAGAAUCCUACUAUAGUUUUCGAUAAAGAUGGUGACAGAUGGUGAUGAUGAUCAACGCUCUGAAGAAGAAGAAGAACCCAUCAGAGCUGAGCCUCUUAGGGAAGUUAAGCCUUCGGUCAGAGGAAAAAAGCCGGUCAAAAGAGAGAGAGGGGUUACACCGGAAUGGCUGGAUAAUCUGAUGAUAACAAAAAAGGGUGUGGACGCGAAGCUGGUGAUUGAUAAGAUGAUUCAGACGAGUGAUGUCAACCCAAACCAAGGACGUCUCUUGAUUCCCUUUAACCAGAUAGUGGAGAUGGACUUCUUGAACGAGGCAGAGUUGCACCUCAUAGAUGAACAUCAAAGAGAUAAUAGUAGUAACAAAGGUGUUGCUGUGAUAGUGGUCGCAUCGGAUGGUAGAGGAUGGAAUGCUAAACUAAGGAGAUGGAAUAUGAACUGUCCCAAUUACGCCUUAUGUUCUGGAUGGAACCACGGCGUCCGCGAGAACAACCUCAAGGACAAGGUAGGGCAGAUAUUUCGACUAUGGUCAUUCCACUCCCAAGAUGGGACGAAGCUCUAUCUUGCCUUCUUUCAUAGAGAGUUAUCUCUAUGUGAAGUGGCACUCAGGCGACUUCCUAAAAUUCCAACGAGAAGUAGAACUCCUCGAUUUUGUGUUCCAUCUCCACCAAGAGUUUCCGAGGUUUUCGACCUAAAUAUACCAUUCGUUGAAGAGAUGGAUCCUCUCGAAGCUGAACAAGAGAGGCAUGAUAGGAGGACUCCACUUGAAUCAGUCAUAGAGACGAUGACGACGACGGUGGACCUCGAUCGGCUAGGGCCGUCUGUGGACCAAACUAUACCAUUGGUUGAAGAGAUUGAUCUUCUCGAAGCUGAACAAGUGAGGCAUGAUAUACCAUUGGUUCCAGUGCGCACGGAGAUGGCUUCUCUUGAAGCUGAACAAGAGACCUCACAGGAAUCAGCCAGAGAGACGACGAGGGUGGACCUCGAGCUCCGGCUGUGGUUUCAAUGAGAGAUUCCUUGGAAAGACGGCUAUGCUAUUUAUGUGACUGAACCUUUGUUUAUUCUGGACCCUAGCUCUCUA
Messenger RNA from Brassica oleracea var. oleracea, 1111 nucleotides. RefSeq lists its product as uncharacterized. NCBI's taxonomy places the organism in Eukaryota, Viridiplantae, Streptophyta, Magnoliopsida, Brassicales, Brassicaceae. The coding region runs from base 65 to 1039 and encodes 324 amino acids. The record is from RefSeq and is a predicted model, not a curated record. Gene Ontology annotation, molecular function: DNA binding. The transcript has a single exon.